CCCCCCCCCGCCCCUUGUCGCAGAGCUUGGGCUGGGCGGCUCGCUGGGGCUGGGGGGGGGGACGGUCUGUCUCCGGGCCCCCUCCUGACUCCUCGCGCUCCAGCGUAACGGCCAUCGGAGCCCUGCGGGGGGCUGCCUGUUCCGCCCCAGACCUGUCGGCGAAAGGAUUGAUUCCAGGGCCUCAUACAUGCUACACAUGCCAGGCAGUAGUUUAUGCCAGUGUGGCUUCAUUCAUACAGAUGAACCAAGGAUUGGGAUAGCAGUUUAAAAUUAGAAUCAGACAGCUGACUGCCCAGCAGGAUGCCAUCAACUAACAGAGCUGGCAGUCUAAAGGACCCUGAAAUUGCAGAGCUCUUCUUCAAAGAAGAUCCAGAGAAGCUCUUCACAGAUCUCAGAGAAAUUGGCCAUGGAAGCUUUGGAGCAGUAUAUUUUGCACGAGAUGUACGUACCAAUGAAGUGGUGGCCAUCAAGAAAAUGUCUUACAGUGGAAAGCAAUCUACUGAAAAAUGGCAGGAUAUUAUUAAGGAAGUCAGGUUUCUACAAAGAAUAAAACAUCCCAACAGUAUAGAAUACAAAGGCUGCUAUUUACGUGAACACACAGCAUGGCUUGUAAUGGAAUAUUGUUUGGGAUCUGCUUCAGAUUUACUAGAAGUUCACAAAAAGCCACUACAAGAAGUGGAAAUAGCAGCAAUAACACAUGGUGCUCUCCAGGGAUUAGCCUACUUACAUUCUCAUACAAUGAUCCAUAGAGAUAUCAAAGCAGGAAAUAUCCUUCUGACAGAACCAGGCCAGGUGAAACUUGCUGACUUUGGAUCUGCUUCCAUGGCAUCCCCUGCCAAUUCUUUUGUGGGAACACCAUAUUGGAUGGCCCCAGAAGUAAUUUUAGCCAUGGAUGAAGGACAAUAUGAUGGCAAAGUUGAUGUAUGGUCUCUUGGAAUAACAUGUAUUGAACUUGCGGAAAGGAAGCCUCCUUUAUUUAAUAUGAAUGCAAUGAGUGCCUUAUAUCACAUAGCCCAAAAUGAAUCCCCUACACUACAAUCUAAUGAAUGGUCUGAUUAUUUUCGCAACUUUGUAGAUUCUUGCCUCCAGAAAAUCCCUCAGGAUCGUCCAACAUCAGAGGAACUUUUAAAGGUCACAUUUUUGUUCAAUUUUAUGUCUUAUAGAAGUCUGGAGCAAGAUCAUGGUGUUGGCAGGACAGGAACAGUGAAUAGUGUUGGAAGUAAUCAAUCUAUUCCCAGUAUGUCUAUCAGUGCCAGCAGUCAAAGCAGUAGUGUUAACAGUCUUCCAGAUGCCUCAGAUGACAAGAGUGAGCUAGACAUGAUGGAAGGAGACCAUACAGUGAUGUCCAACAGUUCUGUCAUCCAUUUAAAACCGGAGGAGGAAAAUUACAGAGAGGAAGGAGACUCUAGAACAAGAGCUUCAGAUCCACAGUCUCCACCCCAAGUGUCUCGUCACAAAUCACACUAUCGUAACAGAGAACAUUUUGCAACUAUAAGGACAGCAUCACUGGUUACAAGGCAAAUGCAAGAACAUGAACAGGACUCUGAGCUUAGAGAGCAGAUGUCUGGCUACAAGCGAAUGAGGCGACAACAUCAAAAGCAACUGAUGACUCUGGAAAAUAAAUUAAAGGCUGAAAUGGAUGAACACCGCCUCAGAUUAGACAAAGAUCUUGAAACACAGCGUAACAAUUUUGCUGCAGAAAUGGAGAAACUUAUUAAGAAACAUCAAGCUGCUAUGGAAAAAGAGGCUAAAGUGAUGGCCAAUGAGGAGAAAAAAUUUCAGCAACAUAUUCAGGCCCAACAGAAGAAAGAACUGAAUAGCUUUCUGGAGUCCCAAAAAAGAGAAUAUAAACUUCGAAAAGAGCAGCUUAAGGAGGAGCUGAAUGAAAAUCAAAGCACCCCUAAAAAAGAAAAGCAAGAGUGGCUUUCAAAGCAGAAAGAGAAUAUACAGCAUUUCCAAGCAGAAGAAGAAGCUAACCUUCUUCGGCGUCAGAGACAAUACCUAGAGCUGGAAUGCCGUCGCUUUAAGAGAAGAAUGUUACUUGGGCGCCAUAACUUGGAACAGGACCUUGUCAGAGAGGAAUUGAACAAAAGGCAGACUCAGAAGGAUUUGGAGCAUGCCAUGCUACUAAGACAGCAUGAAUCCAUGCAAGAAUUGGAAUUCCGUCACCUCAACACAAUUCAGAAGAUGCGCUGUGAGUUGAUCAGAUUACAGCACCAAACUGAGCUCACUAACCAGCUGGAAUAUAACAAGCGAAGGGAACGAGAACUAAGGCGAAAGCAUGUCAUGGAAGUUCGUCAACAACCUAAAAGUUUGAAGUCUAAAGAACUUCAAAUAAAAAAGCAGUUUCAGGAUACUUGCAAAAUCCAAACCAGACAGUACAAAGCAUUAAGAAAUCACCUACUGGAGACCACACCAAAGAGCGAACACAAGGCUGUUCUGAAAAGACUCAAAGAGGAGCAGACUCGGAAGUUAGCCAUCCUGGCUGAGCAGUAUGAUCACAGCAUUAAUGAAAUGCUCUCCACACAGGCCCUGCGUUUGGAUGAAGCACAGGAAGCAGAAUGUCAGGUUUUGAAGAUGCAGCUGCAGCAAGAGUUAGAGUUGUUGAAUGCAUAUCAGAGCAAAAUCAAGAUGCAAGCUGAGGCACAGCACGAUCGAGAGCUUCGGGAGCUUGAACAGAGGGUCUCCCUCCGAAGAGCACUCUUAGAACAAAAGAUCGAAGAGGAAAUGUUGGCUUUGCAGAAUGAGCGCACAGAACGAAUACGAAGCCUGCUGGAGCGUCAAGCCAGAGAAAUUGAAGCUUUUGACUCUGAAAGCAUGAGACUAGGUUUUAGUAACAUGGUCCUUUCUAAUCUUUCCCCUGAAGCAUUCAGCCACAGCUACCCAGGAGCUUCUGGUUGGUCUCACAGUCCUGCUGGGGGUCCAGGACCUCACUGGGGUCAUCCCAUGGGUGGCCCGCCACAAGCUUGGGGCCAUCCAAUGCAAGGUGGACCCCAACCAUGGGGUCAUCCCUCGGGGCCAAUGCAAGGGGUACCUCGAGGUAGCAGUUUAGGAGUCCGCAAUAGCCCCCAGGCUCUGAGGCGGACAGCUUCUGGGGGACGGACGGAGCAGGGCAUGAGCAGAAGCACGAGUGUCACUUCACAAAUAUCCAAUGGGUCACACAUGUCUUAUACAUAACUUAAUAAUUGAAAGUCACAAUUCCGCUGGAGCUGUCUGCCAAAAGAAACUGCCUACAGACAUCAUCACAGCAGCCUCCUCACUUGGGUACUACAGUGUGGAAGCUGAGUGCAUAAUGGUAUAUUUUAUUCAUUUUGUAAAGCGUUCUGUUUUGUGUUUACUAAUUGGGAUGUCAUAGUAUUUGGCUGCCGGGUUUGUUCGUUUGUUUGUUUGUUUUUAACUUUUGGGGGAAAUUUUGAGAAAGGGGAGUUGAUAUUAUAUAACUCAUGCAUGUAGUAAAAUGAAAUUGGCUAUAUAGAGGGGUAUUUUUUAAAUAGUGCAAAAAUAAAAUGCAGCAAAAGUGACUUGAACCAUCAUUUUAGGGUAUCAUAUCGUAAGAAGUUUAUGAGAAAAUCUAAAACUAUCUUCCAUAUUCAAAAUUUCUAUGAGACACUGACAGCAGGCAGCAUUUACUGAAACAAGUUAUUAUAGGAGUAUACCUGUACCUCCUCACCAGUGUAUUUUCUUUAUAUUAAAUUGGUCUGACUUCUCAGCCUCAUUUGGAUUAAAGUGCAGAAAUCUAUGAACACUAAAGGAUUGUACUGAUCUUUUCAGAUGGGAGAAAAUGACUUAGUUCUUUUUCUGAAUGUCUUAAGUUUGUCAAUGAUUUUUGUCCAGUCAGUUGUGCCUUCUUUGUGUCACAGUAAGAUGGAGUUGCUUAAGGAGAUCACAAACUAUGUAGAAAUUGCAUUAACCAAGCUGUGAGCCUUUAGAGAGGAAGGCAGCAGAGUGAUAGGAGUCCCCUGAACAUCCAUGUGAUAGCUAAGUCCAGCAGCAGAGUGAGGAGAUGAAGUGUAUAUAUCCUAACAUUUGUUGCUUAUACUGUGAUAUCUCCUCUUAGCUAAGCUCUUAAAGUCCUAACAUCCCAAACAGUACUUUUACUUUGUACAGAAACAAAGACAUAAAGCCAAUACAAAUCAAAUGCCAGAGGUAUUUGAAUGAUGCCAUAUUUGCAAACUGCCAUCUAUAGGAAUUCUCAUCACACUACAUAGACAUUAUUAGACUAUCCACUUUUGGCUUAUGGGAUUCCUGUUUACAAGUAGACUAGUCAGUUAUUUAAAUGUUUAGUUGCCAUAGUGAACCAGGAGCCACUGAGCCAUCAACAACCAGCUGCUGACUAAUCUUCAUCACCACUGUAGAUUUUACUGCAUCUGCAGGUUCUUUGUUUUAUAAUUGCUGUUUUUGUUGCUGCAGUACUUUACAAACUUCUAGUUCAUUGAGACUUAGUGACUGUUUGUGAUCAUGUUAACAUCACACUGUAGGAAACACCACUCCAGAAGUCUCAAGCCUCAGUGCUAAAAUACUACUGAAAAGGAACUAGAAAGUCUGACCCAAAAAAUAAAUAAAUAAAUAAAUAAAUAAAUAAAUAAAUAAAUAAAUAAAAAAGCUAGAGUGGUCAGGGAAUCUCUUAACAAAAGCUAACAUGGGGGGGCAUGUUUUGGUUUUUUGUUUGUUUUUUGUUUUAUAAUGAAGGAUCAACCCAAUGUUGAAAGUCACAUGUUACUUGGUUUUUCCAUUGUGUAUGUGGAAGUUGAGUUGGAGGUGGGUGGGAAGCUGUGAAUAAGACUUGAAGAAAAAAAAAAUGUCCUCUUUAGUAACAGAUCAGAGUUUCUUACAAGUUAUUAUCCUGCCUCCUUCCUAGUUGUCUUGAAUAACACUUGCUGCUAACUCUGGAUCCUGCUUUUCAUAUACUCAGAGGGCUCCAAGAUAGAACUCUCUAAGUCCCUCAUAAUAAUAGUCUUUCCUAGACCAAUCUAAUGACCAAAUUGUAAUCUGUCAGUUGAUUUUGUCAAUCAGAUUUUUAAGUUUUCUUAGGUACUGUACGUCAGCCCAGUCUCCAUGAAACCUCUAGGAAUUUCCGACGUUGAUUUGAAGGUAGCUAUAAGAAAAAUUAAUGCAUUUAAUAUAAAUCCUUUAAAAACCAAGAUCAAAAUGGAGUUCUUCUAGCCAGUGUUUCAAGUAGCACUAUGUUGUGUUGUCCUCUUGGCCAUGUUCCAGAUCACUAGUUUUUAUGUAAAUAUGACGUAUGUUUAGUCUUCCUUUAUUUGCAUUCAACUAUUAAGCAAUGUUUCAGUGAGAAAUCUCCUUGGAGGGAAAUUAUAAGAGCUUUAGAGUUUAAUAAAGUAUCCAGAAAUACAAGAGUUUAAUACCUUUGAAAUCAUUCUUCAGAGAUCUGGCCCCUGUUUACUACUGAAAAGAGUAUAAGGAAUCAGCUCAGAUUUGCUUACAAAACCUCUUGCAAACUAAAAGUACUACUAGCGAUACAUUUCAAAGUCCUCUUGUGAGCUUCAGUUAGGCUAAUUGAGUUAUAACAAGUUCAUACAUAUCAUAUACUUAGGAAAACCCUGAGUGAAUACUGACUCCAAAUGUCUGUCCAGUAAGGCUUUGUAUCUUAUUUGCGUGAUAACUAGUUUUACAUGUAGGUCAUUGCUAUAUAUGGAUUAUAUCAUUAAUCUUAAUUAAAAUAUAUGUAGUUUGCAAAAAUGAUUCAAACUAACUGGUUUUUGUGUGUUUGUGGGAUGUUAAUUUCUAAUGAAGCUCAUAUGGUAAGAACCAUCAUAGAGUAAAACUGGUAGCAGGAAAAUUUGAAGGGUUUUAAGAUACCCUGAGGAAAGAGCAAGCACUUUCUUAAUCUGUGUGCAAAUGUCAAAAUUUGAUCAUACUAACACUACCUCUCCCUGGUGUUGGUGUUCACUCAUAGAUGUGUUUAAGAAAAUUAAGAGUAUGGGAAAUUGUGUAGCAUAUCAGACAUUGUAAACAUUAUAUCUGGUAUCCAGAGCCUGGCAGUGAAAAAUUCCUUGUGUUUGCCCUUUUUCCUUUUUUCUGUUAGCAUUUUAAAAAUGCAAAGCCUCAUAUGUUGAAACAUUUUAUUCCUAAUUAGAUGUUCUUCCCUUUGCACAUUUUUUUUCUUUUUAAAAGUCAGUUCUAACCCCAAACAGCAUUUUCACUGUGUAGAUGUUAGCUCAAGAAUGUGUUUAUAUUAUUUUUUAUCGGAAUUAACAUUCUUUUCUUGUCAUUUCUGUGCACAGAGAUGACUAGUCCUGCAUUUGAAGUCACACCCUCAGAUAUAAUAGACUUUAAGUAAUUUGAACUUAAUCAUAACCAUGAUUUUCAGCUGCCUGGAUAUAGGUAAACAUCCAAAACACUAAGGACAUCUUCCUAACUGCUCCCAUUUCUACAAAUUUGUUCUCAAAUCCCACCCCUCUUUUCAAAAAUGGAAAAUUUUGGUGUCUUUUUUUUAGAUCAUAAGACAGACUUUAGUAACUUUCUGCUUUUGUAAGUACUAAAUGUCUGGCAUUUUAAACUUUUAUAAAAUACAUUGUGUUGGACACUGGAAUAAUACUAUUUAUUUUCACCUGUGAAAAUGACUUCAUUGUACUUGAAACACCUCUUUGCAAUUCUCCAUUUGUGCCAUUCACUAGUGGAAAUAAAUUGUAUUAUACCAUGAUCUACUGGCUUUUAAAAACUGUUAAAUAUGCACAUUUUUGGUAUAGUUAUUAUCAUUUGUAUGUAUAUAUUGUAUAUACAUAUGAGUGUCUGUGUGUGUAGAUGGAUGUGUGUAACUCUCUGUACAUUUCCAUCAAGGGCACUUAAGGUUCUGUUUUUGUUGGGUUUUAUUUCAGUCCUCAGUUAAGGCAAGAAUGCAGGUGUUUUUAAAAAAUGAGUAUUCUGGGUUGAUAUUUAUGAGAAAGUGAUCAUUAGAUUCAGUCUUUUCCUUUCCAAUCCCCUCUUAGCACUUGUAUGAGUGGAGAGAAAAGAAAAAUACGGAACCAUAGUUGCAGUGCAGUAAAAUAGUGCUGGGGAAAGAGCUAGUUAUAGUUAGUCUUUCUGUGAGUUUUGUAUUGUGAUACAACAAAAGAUGAGUGAUGACAAAAAAGAAAUGAAUUGUGGAAAGAACACUGGUGGUGAUUUCUCUGCAAAGAUGAUAAAGAGAACAAAUAAAUCACACAAUUGGUGUAUAUUUUCUGUAUUUUGUAGUAGUGAUGCCAUUGAUCCUCUUUUUUUUUAUUCAUUUGAUGCUAUAAUUAUGUGUUUUUCUGAGGACCUAAACAGCCAAAAAAGAAUUAUAACUAAAGCAUCUAAGGUUCUCCCGACUAUACAAUCAACAAGAAGGGGCCACUGAGAGCAGAUUAUGGCAUUGGUGUGAGGGGCUUUCUGCCUUUAGCUGCCUCUUUUUGCUUGUUAAUAGUAAGUUCUUUGUGUACCUUCCACCCUUUCUGUGCCACUAGUAUUUAAACAGAGAUUUGGCCCAACACAGCAACCUUGUCCUUGGAAGUUUAUACCAUUCUGCAUUUUGUCCCAUGCUGAAAAUGUGAAGUAUCCUAAUGUGUAUUCAAGUCAGAAAUAUAUUCUAGGUGUAUAAAGUGAAUCUCCUAUGGUGAUGGAUGAAGAAAUUCUCAUUUCUUAGAGCCUUCUUUAAGCAGCAAAAUUAAAACUUGGGCUAUCAUCUUUGAGCUGCUUACCAAGAUACAGAUUGUUAUUGAUUAUUGAAGAGAAACAAAUUCUCUAUUUCGCUUUCUCCUAUCUAACAUGGUAGCCUUUUAAAUGCACUCAGUCAUAGUUGUUAAGAACUGGAGAGUUCCCGUGCUCAGCUUCCUUUAAGGAAGAGUGUGCUGUACGUUUAGCAUACUUGCCUCUUAUGUAUGCAAGGACUACUGAUUGAAGUCUGUUUUGCUGUGUCUGGUUAUAUUGUCGCACUUUUAUGAAAUUGCUACAAUAGAUCUGCAUUGGAAAUCAUUUAAUUUGUAAAGAAGUUUUAUUAAACACUGUCUAGAAAAAGAAAGCGAAGCUGAGAACUCUUCCUUUAUUGUCAUGUUCUACUGAAUUGUGAUAGCCUCCUUUAAAGUCAUAUUGACUAAUUAUUUCCUCCUAUUCAUCUAAAAAUUUUAUGCAUACAAAGGAAGAGAAUCCAUUUGGCCUGAUGGUAGUCUUCAGAUCAUAAGAAAUACAUAAAUUAGUAGCACCUUAUCUGCCUUUUGUGGGCUUUUUAAACUUGCACUUCCCGCCUACCCAAAGAUUGGUAUAUUUUAAAGAAAAUAAAGGCAGAAUAUUAAACUUGGGGAGCCAUGUACUAUGUCACCAUCACUGUUAACUGUUUCCCAGCAAUCCAAGCUUUUGAAAUUCCAUGAUUUUUAUUUUAUUUUAUUUUUGGUGUGGGGGUGUGUCUGUUUGAUUGUAUUUUUGUUUUAUUUUUAAAUAUAUAAGGGGUUCUUUAGAGAAAAAGUUAUUUCUCUCAAAUAGCAGGAUGCCCACUGGAUACACUAAUCUAAACAUCUGUAGGUAGUUUGCCAUGGAGAAAUGGAGAAAAUGUGAGGCUUCUGAAUGAAUGAAAAAGGGUAUCUUGAUGCCCAAGAAUUCCCCUCAAAGUACGGGUAAUUCAACCUGCACAGUUUCCUUUUACUCACAGUUUUUAGUAAUUGUGAGUGAAAAAUCAUGUAAUUAUCUGUAAAUAUGUAGCUAACAAAUUGACCUAGUUUCUGUAUUUUUUUGGUUUUGUACUAAAGUUUAUAGGUCUGUGCCAGCUAGAAAGGAGUUGCUGUCAUUGCCAUUCGUGGUUCUAACCCUGAAACCAUCCUAGGUGACAUACAUUUUUAGAAUUAAUGCUUACAUGUUGUUAAACAGGGGGAAAUGAAGCUUAAUCAUUGGUCAGGUUUGAAAUCUUUUAAGCUAAGUAACUUUAUUUAAUAUAAUAAGUACAUAUCCUCAGUCAUGAAUGAGGUAGGAGCCUCCCUCCCCUAGUGGCCAUGUUUACAGAAGUGUGUGUUGUCUAUAAAGUGCACAAGUGUGUUACUGUUUAUGUAAAUUAUGCAGGUGAUAACAUUAUGGUUUGGGAUUGUUCAUGGGCUCUUAACCUGAAUUUUCAAAUGAAUUGAACUAUGCUUAUUGCUGGCACAUUUAUCCCAUUUCUGGAACAUUUUUCUAAUUCCAGAAUUACAUAUGUUCCUUAGACAUUACCCCCAUUUAACUUCCCUUUCUCUGAUAUGCCUUGUAGCCAAGGUAUUAAAGACUGGUGAACAUAGGUGAGGGAAAUGCAUUUCUUAAAAAUCCAUGAACCCUCAAUUGUAUGCUUUCAGUACUGUGUUAUUUGUUUUAUGGCUACUUUGAAGUCAGUGGUUUAGAAAUGAGAUACCAAUGUUAAUGAAAAGUGUGUACUCUGUGCUUUUGCAUGGCUUGGCUUAGUAUCCAAGGUAUAUUAGAGCCACUUGAAAGCAUGAAGACCAGUUAUAUGGGAACAGGUUUCUCUCAGUGGCACAUUUUGCUUUUCCUUAGCCCUCAAAUACAUUGUCUAGGCAUGAACAUUAUUAUUACUUAUAAAUUGCACAUGGUCAUAGAAUGAAGUAUAUAAUUAAAAAGGAUACAACUGCCUAUUGUUUGCAGUUUCUGGCUGGUCUGUGUGACCAUUUGGCACAUAUCAAGAAACCCUGAAGGGUGUUGGAACCUAUCUAACACUUUUGUUGGGGAGUCAUAAACAGGUAUAUUGGUUUACCAAGAUGUUGACUGCUGCUGGCUUAUUGCCAGAGAAGCUCUUUUGGUGCCCAUUCCAAGUGUACUGUGCUUCCUCGCAUUUCAUACUAUCAAAGAAACCACCACCCCUUCUUCCUAACAGCAUUUUCCCCCUUUUAUUCCACAUUAAAUGGGAAUUGUGCCUAAUUAGAGCGCCCCUCCAAUUAAUUACAAGUGUCCCAAGACACAGGGAGGAAAACAUCUUCAAAAAACAACAAUGAACUGAAACCUCCAGUAACUGUGUGCUAAAAAAACCCUUGCCUUCCUUCAAAAAAACAACAACAACAACAACAGCAAAAGGUUAUUUGAGGCCAGUUAUUUGACAGUGUAUUUUAACCACAUCCUGACAACAUAUAUGAGCCUAUUACAAUUUGCAAGUGGCUUCUAGAGUAAAAUCUUAAGUGAAGAGGGAUGUGUGGGGUUUCUAUUAGAUAAUUUUGUUAUUUUAACCUUUUAUGAUCCUCCACUAGUUUAGACAGGUUAAUUCAAUUUUUUUUAACUUUUUAGGAAAAUUUUUACAAAAGCAAUGGUCUGAUGUAAAUAACAUUUUAAAAGUAUAGUGCACAUAACUUCCCCAGAAUGUUCCAACCUAAUCAUUUGUAAAUGCUUUAGAGUUUUUUAAAUUAACACCUGUGUUGCUAAAUCCUAUUUAUCUAAGUCUGCUAUAUUAACCCACUUAAGACUUAAACAUUUAAAUAAUGGAUGGGUUACUAUAAGCAGUUUAGCUUCCCAAACCUCCUUGUUUUAGUUUAUGAAAAAGCCUAAUGCUUAUUAAUGAGGUUGGAGAGACUAUGAGAAAUAUGUAUAGUGUAUAUUUUAAAACAGCUUUGCUUGUAUUGUGAAGAUUUAAAAACAAACUUGAGAUUUUUAACGUAGCUAUUAACAGUUUUAACGUAAGUUAUCCCACUGGGUUUAAGAGCAUCUUGAAUGUAUAAUCCUUUUUGUAACCCAGGUUGGUUUCUGCUUUUACCAGUCAUCCAAACAUUAUUUAUAUUUUUAGUUUUAAGUACUCAUUUCCCUUUGCUAUCCUCAAACAGCAUGUUUUAUUUUGCACAUGUAGAAAUUUUUAAAAGGAAAAAAUACAUCAUUUUCUCUGGUUCUUCACUUCUCUCUUCCACUAACUCCUUCUUUAAAGGCCAUAUCACUCCAUUUGCAUUAUUUGUGCAAAUGCCAGGGUUGGUUUUUAUUUUUAUUUUUGCUAUUUACCUUAAAAAAAAAAAAAAAGAAAACGCUUCAGUCAAUUGCUUUUUUAUUUAAAAAGAAAAAAGAAAAAAAAAAGAUAAAAGCUGUAACCUUAUCAUUUCUGAGUAGACCAUUGAGAGAUGAAUGCACACCUGUCAUAGCCCAGGACCAGCUGCGGUAGCUGAAGGGAAUAUUUUAAGCAAGAUGUUCUUUUCUGAAAAUGGUAGAUGUUAUCCACAAUCUGUCAGUUAUUCCCAUGAGUCAGGGGUCCAAAUAAAAUGAAGGUUAUCAGCUAACUGAUAUGUUAUCAUUGAGGUUCAUCAAUGAAUUUGUACAUUUCUAGUUCCCUUUGGUGAAGGGAAAAAUGAUUUUGCAAGACCUAGAUUUUGGCUUGGUUUCUUGCCUCAUUUUUUGGCAGCCUUCAUCUUCUCAUCUCCCAAAGCCCUUGAGCCUGUAGGGUUUUCACAGUGGACAAAGGACUUACGGUCUUUUAAAGCUGGGACAGAUUUUUAUUUUCUUUUGUGAGAAAUUAUCAUGUUGAAAGUGUGGUAGUGUUCUACCACUUUACUGAUGAGGAAUUUUAAACACAGUCCUUUCAAAUUUUGGACCAAACAGACACCCACAGUGGAGGCUUAUCAAGGGUUGAGUGGGAAAAAGCCUCUCCCUCGCUGUCAGCACCAGCUGGUCAAGGUGACUGUACAGAUGUGCAUUUUCCUUCUGGUAGUAAUGGUCCACAGCACUAAUUGGUAAGGCUUAAUGUACAGUAUAUUGUCAGUAUUCUUCUGGUUCAGCAUACCUUAUAGUUCAUAUAUAACCUGUAUUAAUUGUAUAGAUUGUGCAUUUAAAGCUGUUACCAAGUUGUCAGAACAUAAGAGCGAAAACAAGGUCAUAUGUAAUAUUUUGUUUGUAAGUAUCCUUUGUAUCAUAGCAAAGGAAAUGUUUAAAAAAUCAACUGUAAUAAAGUAAUUUUAGUACA
Octodon degus (degu) is the source of this 11878-nucleotide messenger RNA. It is a transcript of the gene Taok1, whose product is annotated as TAO kinase 1. Bases 301 to 3177 code for a protein of 958 amino acids. NCBI's taxonomy places the organism in Eukaryota, Metazoa, Chordata, Mammalia, Rodentia, Octodontidae. Gene Ontology annotation, biological process: execution phase of apoptosis; protein phosphorylation. The record is from RefSeq and is a predicted model, not a curated record. The transcript has 22 exons. Gene Ontology annotation, molecular function: protein kinase activity; ATP binding.